Molecule: messenger RNA, 1684 nt
Organism: Hevea brasiliensis (rubber tree)
Lineage: Eukaryota; Viridiplantae; Streptophyta; Magnoliopsida; Malpighiales; Euphorbiaceae
Product: rhodanese-like domain-containing protein 8, chloroplastic
Source: RefSeq, a predicted model, not a curated record
UUGGACAGACUGAUUAUUUAUUUUCCAACAGGCUAUUUUAUAUUCUGCAUAGAGGAUGCAGUUACUGGGACUGGGUGGUACCGGGAGAGGAUGAUGGUUUGCUGUGCCCAUCUCUCGGCUCCUUUCUCCGCUACCAUUACUAGCAGAUAUAGGAUUUCUCUUGCUAACAACUCUUCUUUCGAUUCCAAAGUCUAUUUUACUCUAACUUCUCCUAGCCGCUCAAAAUAUAAUCAAGCAGAGCUGAAGAAGAAGAAGAGGAAUCGAAAUUUCGCAAUUUUUUCGAAUUUCAGUGUGGCAGUGCCUUCAGAUGAUUUCGUGGUUGUGAAUUUUUACCGGUUUGUGUUUAUCGAAAAUCCUCAUGCAGAAGUUGCCAAGCAUCUCUCUUUCUUGAAGGGUCUUGACAUCCAUGGUCGAAUAUAUCUGAAUGAACAAGGGAUUAAUGCCCAGUUCAGUGGACCAUCAAAAGAUGCUCUUGCAUAUGUUGAAUGGUUAAGAGAAGAUUUCAGAUUUUCUGAUGUACUGGUUCAAGUGUCUCCAGCAAACAAUGAGCAUGCCUUCCCAAAAUUAAAGCUGCGCUACAAACCCUCAUUGGUUCAGUUGGAAGGAAGCAUUUCACAUCUUCCUUUGUUGAAUCCUUCUAUGAGAGCAACGCCUCUAACACCAUUUGAGUGGAGAAAAAGAUUAGAAGCAGUACAUGAAAUUGUUGGGAUGUCAAAUUCAGCCAUUGGUUCAAAUUAUGUUCUAUUGGAUGUAAGAAAUGGCUAUGAGUGGGACAUUGGUCAUUUCGUUGGGGCCCAGCGACCUGAUACAGAUUGCUUCAGGAGCACUUCUUGUGGACUAUCCAAUAGGGAGGUCGUUGCUUCAGAUCCUUUAGCAAAUGCUGAUAAAAAUACCACAAAUAUAUUUAUGUAUUGCACAGGAGGCAUUCGUUGUGAUGUAUAUUCUACCAUCCUAAGGGAACAAGGUUUUAAGAAUUUGUACACCUUGAUGGGAGGGGUUUCUCAUUAUCUCAACGAAGAAGGCCCUAGAGAAUGGAUUGGAAAUUUGUUUGUGUUUGAUGACCGUCUCUCUCUUCCACCUUCUGCUUAUAAGCCUGAUACUGAUUCUAAGGCUACAGCAAUAGUGGGCAAACCUCAGCAAGGACCAAAGAACUAUUCAUUUGCUAACUGUUUUAUCUGUGGAUCACAUGUCCAUGAGUUGAGGCAUCGAAACUGUGCUAAUCUUGAUUGCAACUUGCUUUUUCUGUGCUGUAUGAACUGUGUGAAGGAUUUAAGAGGAUGUUGCUGUCUGAAAUGCAAAACUGCUCCUCGGCUUAGGCCUGUUUUGCCAGGGAAUCAGAGAUAUAAGAAAUGGCACACAUCAAAACUGGAAGUGCAAAGCAAGUUGACAGUAUGAUCAUCGAUACCUGAUCUUCAAUGCUGUGUCUUCUCAUGGGCAUUUGCCUCCUCUUAGCUAAACUGUCUGACCCAAGUGUUUGUAAGUUACUUUUCCUGUUAAAACGUGUUGAAGGAAGCUAUGAGAUUUUUCAUGGAAACUAUUGUUUAGGCUGAUUCCUUUGCUGUAUAAAUGAUCUAGUUAAAGUUGUUAGGUAAAAAGGAUUGGUAUUCAAAAAGUUUAUGUUAGUACUCUAUAUGAGGCAGUUUGUAAAUGGAAAAUUCAGAGAAAAGAAAUGAUGUUCAGCUCA